UACCCUUCAUUCUUUCCUAUAAAUAAGCCUACUUACACGUUCCUCCACUCACAGCCAAACAACUCAAUAUACAGAAACAUUAGUACAAACACUGUGAACGCAUUCGGAGUCCUCCUCCUCCUCCAUUGGAUUCGCCUCCGGCGUAUCCACGUUCGAACUUAGCGAUGGACAUGAGCAGGAGAUCUACCAACAAGACGAUGGCGCCGGUUAAGCCAAUGAAAAUGGGAGGAGUUGUGUACGACAGGAAGGAACCCAAGGCCUCUGACGCUCUGCCACUCCCACUGUACAUCACCAAUGCUGUCUUUUUCACCCUCUUCUUCUCGGUGGUUUACUUCUUGCUCACCCGGUGGCGCGAGAAGAUCCGCAACUCCACCCCUCUCCACAUCGUCGACCUUUCCGAGAUCGUCGCUAUCGUUGCCUUCUUCGCCUCAUUCAUCUACCUCCUCGGAUUCUUCGGCAUCGAUUUCGUCCAGUCCAUUCUUCGUCCUUCCGCCGAUGUUUGGGCUGCCGAAGAUGAUGACGCCUCCGUCACCGCUGACGCCAUCGCCCAAAAACAUGAUGAGGAGGCCAUUCUGAAGGAGGACGCUUGCAAAGUCCCUUGCGGUGCUGCACUCGUCGAUUCCCCGCCUCCCCAAGUCGCGCAGGUGGUGCCACCCCCGACCGAAGAGGACGAGGAGAUUAUAAAGUUGGUGGUGGAGGGAAAGAUGCCGUCGUACUCUCUCGAAUCGAAGCUGGGCGAUUGCAAGAGGGCGGCGUCGAUCCGGCGCGAGGCGCUGCAGAGGACCACGGGCAAGUCGCUGGCUGGGCUCCCACUAGAAAACUUUGACUACGAGUCCAUCUUAGGUCAGUGCUGCGAGAUGCCUGUUGGCUACGUUCAGAUUCCGGUGGGGAUUGCUGGGCCGCUUUUGCUGGAUGGGAGGGAGUAUAUGGUGCCCAUGGCCACCACCGAGGGUACCUUGAUAGCCAGCACCAACAGGGGUUGCAAGGCCAUCAAGUUGUCCGGUGGGGCAUCCAGCGUGCUGUUAAGGGAUGGGAUGAGCAGGGCUCCUGUUGUCAGGUUUGCCACCGCCCAAAGAGCUGCCCAGUUGAAGUUCUUCUUGGAGGACCCAGUAAACUACGAGACCUUGUCCAUGGUCUUCAACAGGUCCAGCAGAUUCGGAAGGCUCCAGAGCAUCAAAUGUGCAAUUGCCGGGAAGAACCUCUACAUGAGAUUCUCUUGCAGCACGGGCGACGCCAUGGGGAUGAACAUGAUCUCCAAAGGUGUCCAGAACGUCUUGGAUUUCCUCCAGAACGAUUUCCCCGACAUGGAUGUUAUUGGCAUUUCUGGCAACUUCUGUUCGGACAAGAAGCCUGCUGCAGUGAACUGGAUCGAGGGGCGGGGCAAGUCGGUGGUUUGUGAGGCUAUCAUAAGUGGUGAUGUGGUAAGGAAGGUCCUCAAAACCAAUGUGGAAGCGUUGGUGGAGCUCAACAUGCUCAAGAACCUUGCUGGUUCAGCUAUGGCUGGAGCUCUGGGAGGUUUCAAUGCUCAUGCCAGUAACAUCGUCUCCGCCGUCUACAUAGCCACCGGCCAAGACCCCGCACAGAAUGUUGAGAGUUCUCACUGUAUCACCAUGUUGGAAGCUGUCAAUGAUGGAAAGGAUCUUCACGUCUCCGUCACCAUGCCUUCUAUUGAGGUCGGUACAGUUGGAGGGGGUACUCAGCUUGCUUCUCAGUCAGCUUGCUUGAACCUGCUUGGGGUGAAGGGUGCAAACAGAGAGGCAGCAGGAUCGAAUGCAAGGCUGCUGGCCACCAUCGUAGCUGGUUCUGUUCUUGCUGGCGAGCUCUCCCUCAUGUCUGCUCUGGCAGCUGGACAGCUUGUUAAGAGCCACAUGAAGUACAAUAGGUCGAGCAAAGACGUUUCCAAGAUCUCGGAACGGAAGUAAGAAUAUACCCCCAUACUUGAGGAAGUUCAAGCCCCAUAAAUCAAGUUAACUUGCAAAAUUAGCAUUGACGCAGAUCAACUGUCAAUUUGGCAUGGACACAGAUGUUUGGGAAAAUUUGAGCAACAUAAAAAUACAAGGCAGACUCAUAGAGGAAAACAGUUCGUUUGUAUUCGUUCUUCUUCUUCUUUUUUAUUAUUAAUAUCAUACGCCCUCCCCUCUUCUU
Molecule: messenger RNA, 2145 nt
Organism: Juglans microcarpa x Juglans regia
Lineage: Eukaryota; Viridiplantae; Streptophyta; Magnoliopsida; Fagales; Juglandaceae
Product: 3-hydroxy-3-methylglutaryl-coenzyme A reductase 1-like
Exons: 2
Coding region: 165-1922 (585 amino acids)
Biological process (GO): coenzyme A metabolic process; sterol biosynthetic process; isoprenoid biosynthetic process
Cellular component (GO): peroxisomal membrane; endoplasmic reticulum membrane
Molecular function (GO): hydroxymethylglutaryl-CoA reductase (NADPH) activity; protein binding
Source: RefSeq, a predicted model, not a curated record